Messenger RNA from Contarinia nasturtii (swede midge), 4425 nucleotides. Its product is annotated as tetratricopeptide repeat protein 21B-like. The record is from RefSeq and is a predicted model, not a curated record. Gene Ontology annotation, cellular component: intraciliary transport particle A. The transcript has 13 exons. Gene Ontology annotation, molecular function: protein binding. Bases 358 to 4326 code for a protein of 1322 amino acids. NCBI's taxonomy places the organism in Eukaryota, Metazoa, Arthropoda, Insecta, Diptera, Cecidomyiidae. Gene Ontology annotation, biological process: intraciliary retrograde transport; protein localization to cilium.
UUUCAUGGAAACGAUAAAACACCAAACAAAUAUAAACAGAAAUUAAAUUAAAAGAUUGUUGUUGUUAUAAAUUGUUUUUUUUUUUGAAAUUUUGCCAUAUCAUUCGUUCACAACAAUAAAAAGAAAACAAUAAUGGCCAGCGGUUAUAUGACCCGAUCGAAAGCAUUAAUACCGCACAUUCAACACGAUAUAAAUAGUAUGGUAUUUUUCAUUGAUCUUGGCACAUCUAGAGCAUUUAUUUCUUACAAAAAAUUCAAUAAAAUCAUUGUCAUGGAACACACUGAGGUGCCGGCAAAGUAUUCUGGUAAAGGUUUGGGCAAAUUAUUGGCAAAGUCCGAAUAUUAGACGACAGACAAAAUGGAUGAAGUGGACUAUAAGUCAUUGAUUUUAUAUUAUGGACGGGAGAAAUACUUUCAUUCAAUGCAAAGUAAAUCGAUUGAAGCCCUAACUAAAUUUCCAGCCAAUGCAUGCUUUCGAUUGUACAAUGGAUUUGCAUUGUCGCUUGGCAAUCGUACUCAGGAAGGAAUUCGUGAACUAAAUCCGAUGCAAUCGGAUAAAGAAUAUGGAAUGGCUGCAACUAUUGGUUUAAUUUAUGCACACAAACGAUGUACGGUGAUUGAUAAGGAGGCAAUUUCAUCGCUCGAUCAACGUUUGAAAGAGGAACGAAAACAUUUAACCAGUCAAUCAGCUUACUAUGCCGGUGUAUUUCUAUUUUUAAGUGGAAAAUUAGAAAAGGCCAAAGAAUAUGCGGAGAAAGCAUUGAAAUUGUUGCAUACAUCGAUUGAUGCUCUCAUGUUGAAAGCAUGGUGUGAACUAAAUCUUCGAACGAAAAAUGGUGCACAGGUAUUGGAUGCAACUGAAAUCGCUUUGGAAUAUGGUAAAAAUGUUGAUGCAUAUUUAUUGCAAGUGCGUUAUCAUCAGCAAAAUAGUGACUAUGAAACGGCUACCAAUAUUUUAAAUCACUUAUCGAUUCGAUAUCCGGACACAAAUGUGCCGCUUGUGGAAAAAAUGAAAAUUCAAUUGGCCAGCUGGAAUUGGGAGAAUGCAAAAGAAACAUCAGCUCGUAUAUUAAAUCUUGAACCGAAUAAUAUUGAGGCGUUAUGCAUUAAAACGCUCGGCAUAAUUUGUCAUGAGGGAAAAGCCGAAACUGGUUUAAUCUAUUUGAAACAAUUAUAUUCGGCAUUGGCAAAAUGUGAACCAACAAAUGCCGAUCUACAUUUGUAUUUUGCUCAACUAUUUUCACGUAAUUGCAGUCGAAAUGAAGACAUACUCAAUUGUACCAUGCUAUUUGCAGAAAAAGCGUAUCAAUUAUCACCAUUGAAAGCGGAAUAUUUGACAGAAUUGGGCUUUCAGUCGAUAUUACAAGGUCAUUACAAGGAGGCGGUGAAACAUUUUCGUGCCGCAACGAAAGUUGAUGACAGCUCAUUGCAGGCAUUGUGUGGCCUAACUGUGUGUCAAAUGGCCGAGUCGGGUGUUAGCGAACAGGUUAAACAACAAAUUGAAUUUCUGUGUGAAAUUCAAGGGACCACAAAAAAUCCAUUGCUAUUGUAUAUGUCAGCAAAAACAAUUGAAAACAAUUCGGAUAAAGCCAUUUCAAUAUUAGCCGAAGCAUGUGAAAUUCAUUUCAAAAAUUUAAAAACUAUACCGUAUGGUGCCGAAUACUUACGGCGAUUCGAUCCAGAUUUUCUAUUGAACAUAACCAAUGAUUUACUGAAGUAUUCACCAACACAAUCGACCAUUAAUAUUGAUGAUAUCGAUGUAACAAAGAAAACAUUGCAUAUUUCAUUGAAACAAAGUUUAAAUAUACUUGAAGCGAUUGUUAAGGCAUACCCGGGAUCAGUUCUGGCUGUUUAUCAAUUGGCAAAAAUUGAAUUUCUAUGCGGUGAAAUUUCCGAAGCAACAGCAACACUGCAACGUCUGCUAAAUGACAUUGAUCCAUCGUACAGUGAUGCACAUUUACUUUUGGCACAAAUUCACAUUCAACAGAAACACUAUCAACGGGCCAAUCAAAAUUUAGAGACUUGCCUGAGCCACAAUUUUGAAGUACGUGAUAAUCCAAUGUAUCAUCUGGUGAAUGGUGUGAUUAAGAAAAAUCUACUACAAUUUGAGGAUGCACAAAAAUCUUUUCAAACAGCCUUGAAUAUUUGUGGCGUAGCCAAUUCAAAUACAUCAUUGAAUAAAUCAAAAGAUAAAUAUGCGCUCGAAUUGUCUGAUCGUGUUACACUCUAUUUACAAAUGAUCGACGUAUAUUUAUUGAUGAAUCAACAAAGUGAAGCCAUCAAAAUAAUGGAACAUUCAUUCGAAGAGUUCAGUAAUACACCGGAAGAGGGUCGAAUUAUAAUUGCAAGUGCAGAUAUUGCAUUGCAACAAGGAAAAAUUGAUAAAGUUUUGCAUUAUUUGAAAAAUAUUCAACCGGGCCAACCGUAUUAUAUGCAGGCGAAAAAUAAAUUGGCAUACGUUUAUCUGAAUCAUAAAAAAGAUCGAAUUCUCUUUGCACAAUGCUUCAAAGAGCUGGUUGAAUAUAUGCCGGGACCAGAAAGCUAUCUGAUGUUGGGCGAUGCAUACAUGUCUAUACAAGAACCAGAGGAGGCAAUAAAUGCUUUUAAAAUGGCAUUGCGUCAGAAUCCAAGCGAUCCACUGUUGGCUAGUAAACUGGGUCGAGCUUAUGUUAAAACGCAUCAAUACAACAAAGCAAUUGCUUAUUACAAAGAAGCCACCAUGCAUGACAAGAACUUAUCGAUGAAAUUGGAUUUGGCCGAACUAUUUUUGAAAUUGAAGCAAUUCUCAAAUGCUGAACAAACAUUGAUUGAAGACAUCGAAUCAAGCAAUAGUGCAAACGAUGACACAACAUUGCUACAAACGAGAACGAAGCAAUUGCUCUUACUGGCACGCAUUCGUGAGAAAUCCGGCCAUUUGAGUUCAUCAUUGGCCACACUUAAAGAAGCACGGGACAAUCAAUAUCGUUUGCAAAAUCGUAUCGUUGUCGAACAAUCGGCUGGCGUCUAUGAGCAAAAUGCAAUUCUUUCCAAAAUUUGUGUAUUAAUGGCUGAGCAAUCAAUAUUAUUGCGCGAUAAUAAUCAAGCAAUCAUACACUAUAGAGAAGCAUUAAAAUAUUCACCAGACGACAUAAAAACAGUGACUGCUCUGGCACGUCUUCAUUUGCAAGUUAAUGAUGUUAUGGAAUGUCAAAAUAUGUGCACGAAAAUUUUAAAACACGAUCCAAACAACGAAGCCGCUAGUGUAAUGGCCGCUGAUCUCUCAUUUCGUGGAAUGAAUUUCGAAAGUGCUGCAUAUCAUUUUUCGCAAUUGUUAAUCGGUCAACCGACAUAUUGGACAGCAUUGGCGCGUUUGGUUGAGGUAUUGCGCAGGUCGGCCGCGUUGCCAGACGCCCUUCCAUUUCUUGAUCGUGCCGAACAGAAAUGUCCGCAACCAAAUCAAGAGGCCGGGUUGAAUUAUUGCAAAGGCUUACAUGAAUGGUACAGUGGAAAUCCAAAUAAUGCCCUUCGUUAUUUUAACAAUGCACGUCGCAGUUCGGAAUGGGGUCAUCAAGCUAUCUGCAAUAUGGUUGAAAUUUGUCUCAAUCCUGAUAAUGAUUUACCAAACGAAUCCGUACCAGAUUCCUUUAGUGAUGAGUCGGAAAUUCGUGAAUCAAAAUUGAUGGCACUCCGAACGGCUGAACGUUUGCUCAAAGAAUUACAAUCAAGCACCAGUAGCGUGGAGAAUGAUUCGUUAUCAUUUCGUUUGCUUACAAAUUUCCAUUUGAUGGCAACACGUCAAAAAUAUUCAAUCGAAACGGCAUUAGGUGAUUUCACUGAGAUUGCAAUGCAAGAAGAGUACCGUGAUCAUGUUGGACCCAUUUUGGGACUGGCAACUGCUCAUAUUUUAUUGAAACAAACGCAAAAAGCAAAAAAUCAAUUGAAACGUGUGGCACGGAAUACAUGGACUUUUGAGGAUGCCGAAUAUUUGGAAAAAUGUUGGUUGAUGUUGGCUCACAUCUAUAUUCAAGCGAAUAAAAAUGACAUGGCAAUGGAUUUAUUGGAUAAAGUUAUAGCGCACAAUAAAUCAUGUGCUAAGGCGUAUGAAUUGAGCGCACAAUUAUCGGAAAAAGAUCAAAUUUAUCGCAUCGCUGCCAUGCACUAUGAUUUGGCGUGGAAAUAUGGCGGCAAGUCAAAAGCAUCAAUUGGUUAUAAACUGGCAUUUAAUUAUAUGAAAAUCAAGCGAUAUGCAGACGCAAUUGAUGUUUGUCAACAAGUUCUCAAACUUCACCCAGAUUAUACACAUUGCAAAAAUGUCUUGGAUAAAUGUCGAAAUAAUUUGAGAUUGUAAUUAGAGUUUAAAAAAAAAACACAUAAAUGAUCUCAAGGAUUUCUUGUAAUUUUACCUUUGGAUUCUGAUAGAUCUAAGACCUAGGUUAGUUUUUGAAAU